Molecule: messenger RNA, 2307 nt
Organism: Trichomonas vaginalis G3
Lineage: Eukaryota; Parabasalia; Trichomonadida; Trichomonadidae
Product: homeodomain-like family
Exons: 1
Coding region: 1-2307 (768 amino acids)
Biological process (GO): regulation of DNA-templated transcription
Cellular component (GO): nucleus
Molecular function (GO): DNA-binding transcription factor activity, RNA polymerase II-specific; RNA polymerase II cis-regulatory region sequence-specific DNA binding
Source: RefSeq, a predicted model, not a curated record
AUGGAGAUUGAUAUUUCAGCUCCAUUCUUCCAGCAACUGAAAUUCGACGUACAGCGUAACAUUACUGUCGAGAAUCUCAUUAGGGAGAUAUCAUCUAUUAUAAAAAUGCCUAUUCAUACAAUUCAACUCUUUAACGAAGGUGUUCCUUUGAGUCCAAAUAUGAUAAUUCGAAAGAGAACAAAUGUGAAGGUUCAAGCACAAAUAAAUCCGAUCCAACAAACACCACAAAUCAAUAUGAAUUUUGUUAUGGAUGAAUCUUUCAAUAGAAACAGAUCACACUUAAUCAGUAUGGGUUUUCCGCCGAUAAAUGCUAUAUGUGCACUUAUUGAAACAAGAAAUGAUGUCGUCGCAGCAACUUGUCUUCUAACGCAUCAACCGUUUAAACAAAUAGGACAAACACCUAAUACAAUAGACCAAAAUGCUAUAACACAAUACUACGGAAUACCAAACAAUGAAAACAUUUAUAAAAAUUAUAAAGAAAUUACACCACAAAGUCCAAAUAUAUGUCGUAGUAACGAAACAGUCUUAUGUACAUCUGAAACAGCGCCACAAAAAGUGAAUUAUCCUAUCCCUAUCUAUGGUUCAGCACAUUCUACUCUAAAUUCAGAAUCAAGUUCUAUUCAAAAAAAUCGAAAGCAAAAUAAAGGAGAAGAAUCAGAAGGAUGCACACAAGCUAAAUCAAAAAAUGAUGCUGAUACUGAAGUUUCUUCUUUACAGGUUCAGCCAACUAAAAAUGUAACUGAAACAUCAAAUAAAAUAGACAAAAAUUUGAUAAAAACAUCUUAUUGUGUAUCAAAAGAUGAAAAUCCUCAUGAUAAUUCAAAAGAUGUUUCACUCGAAAGUUCGAAUCAAACUGUAAUUGACACAACAGUUUCACAUUCAUUUGAAAUUCCAUCAGAAACUAUGAACAAUCCUAUUCGUAGCCAAGGUUCAGCAUCAGAUUCUUCUUUUCGAUCGAAAUUACUUUCUCUUCAAAAGAAUCAAAAGCAAAAUAAUGAAGAAGAGGAUGCCAAAGUUCAUGAAUGGACUGAAGAAGAAGAUAAAAAACUUGUUUCUAUUUAUCAAGAAAAUAAGAUGAAAGAUAACUUCUUGACAACUCUUCAAAACGCAUUCCCAUCCAUCAAAUUAUAUGAUAUCCGCACUAGAAUCGAGCAACUGUCUCUUGAUAACCAAACAUUAAAUUCAAAAAAUCAUAAAUCUAAAAAAAAUCAUAAAUCUAAAAAAACAAACAAUUCAAAUGAUCAAGUUGUCGAAAAGCCACAACCACUCCAGUAUGCAUUGACUCAAAAUGAUGGGUUAUUCCUCUGGAGGCUAGUUCUAAAUGAAGAUCCAGUUGAAAAGAAAAUUGAGUAUAUGAAACAUCGUUUUAAAAUUUUUUCAGAAGAUGAUCUACGUACGAUCUUCAAAAAAUCAUCUGAAAAUAUCAUGUCUCUUCCAAUCAAUUUCCAUGAUAGGGAAUUUUUCAUUUCAAGUCCAAGUGAAAUUCCAAUCUUGUUAUUAAUGCAAGCAUACCUUAGUGUACACAAUCAUGAAGAUAAAUGGGAUCGUCUUUCUAAGAUUUUUCCCAACAUUGAAUUUGAUGAACUCAAAAAUCAUAUUGAGAAUCUAUUAAGUAUAAAACAAGAUGAUCUCCAAUCAGAAGAAGAUGGAUUGAGGAAAAUUAUAACAUCAACGCAAACUAGACAAGAACAACAAUUUAUUAAUUUGAUGUCAAGUAAAAACAAACAAUGGGAAGAGAUUGAAAAACUUGAACCAGGAUUAUCACGACACUCUAUAGCAAGGAAAUUCGGUAAAUUACUUAAAGAAUAUAUCAAAGGAAUUCGUCUUGAUUUAACCAUCUCAAAUGAAUGUUUAAAGAAAAUAUUACCAUAUUUGGGAAGUGAAUCUCAACAAUCUAAAUUAGCUAUGAAAAAACGAAAAGAAUCUUGGACUCCAGAAGAAGAUGAUUUACUUCGAAGAGUUUAUAAUGAACAUAAUAAUGAAACUAAUAAAUGGAAAAAGAUACUUUCUUUUUUCCCAAACAGAACUUUUUAUGGUGUGGCAAAUAGAGCAUCUUUGAUUGGGAUAACAAAGAGAGAUAUUCAACAGUCCGAAGAUGAAGAUGAAUCAACAUUUUAUGAAGAUGAAGAAGAUGAGCCACAAAUACCUAAGAAACAAAAGCUAAACAAGUGUUCGAAAAAUAAAUGGACUCAAGAGGAAGAUGAUUUGCUUCGAAGAAUUUAUGCUGAAAAUGAGAACAAUCCUGAUAAAUGGAAAGAGAUACUUUCUUUUUUUCCCAAACAGAGCCUAUUCGAGUAUCUAUACUAG